AGCCUCACCGGCAGAUGUCGGUAUGUUUAUUAAUCCCCGGCGUUUCCGUUCCGGCCGCUCGGCGUAAAGAUGGCGGCCGGCUCUCAGCGAGGUCUCGCUCCAUCCGCCGGCCGCGCAGACCGCCGACAGCACCCCGGCACUGCUGGCGACGACAGCGACGACGGAGAGGAUAUCUUCGCCUAUGCCAGUAAUCCUAUACAGAAUAAGUCAAGGACCCUGGCACACAACAGUCUAUUCAGUGGAGCACCGAUGACCAGCAGUGCUAAACUCAAGUCUAAUGGUAUCACUGCAGAUCAGGAUGAAGACUUAUUUUCAGACUCUACCGUGGAGGUGUCCUUGGACAGCCCCCGGAACAACAGGAGAAACUUCGCCUCACUGCCCCCUGCAUCUGCCGUCGCCACAUCGAAAAACGGCCGUGAGGCCGUGGAGGAGCUAGAAUGGGAGGAAGAGGAGGACAAGUUUGAGCUGAAUAUUGGAGUCACCAACCCAGAGAAAGUCGGUGACGGCAUGACUGCUUAUAUGGCCUACAGAGUCUCCACACAGACCACAUUGCCGGUCUUCAAGAACAGGAUGUUUACGGUGAAGAGGAGGUUCAGUGAUUUCCUGGGACUGUACCAAAAACUGUCUCUGAAACACUCGCAGAAUGGCUACAUUGUUCCCCCACCACCGGAGAAAAGCAUCCUGGGAAUGACCAAAGUAAAAGUAGGCAAGGAGGACCAGUCAUCGGCCGAGUUUGUGGAGAGGAGGAGAGCGGCUCUGGAAAGGUAUCUCCAGAGGUUGGUUUCUUAUCCAUACAUUUUACAAGAUGCUGAUCUCCAAGAAUUCUUGGAGAAAGAUGAGUUACCCAGAGCUGUGAGCACACAGGCCCUAAGUGGGCCUGGCUUCAAGAAGAUGAUCAACAGGGCAACGGACGCUGUCAACAAGAUCACCGUCAAGAAGGACAAGUCGCAUGCUUGGUUUGAGGAGAAGCUCCUGGAGAUGGACAAUGAGGACCAGCAGCUGAAGAGGCUCCAUGCCGCUGUGGACUCGCUGGUCAUGCACAGGAAGGAGCUGUCCGCAAAUACAGGGGUGUUCGCCAAGAGCCUGGCCUUGCUGGGCAGCUUGGAGGACAGCACAGCUCUGUCGCGUGCCCUGGUCCAGCUUGCGGAGGUGGAGGACAGGAUGGAGCAGCUGCAGCAGGAGCAAGCGACCAGGGACUUCUACACCUUUGCAGAGCUACUGGCCGACUACAUCCGCCUGUUAGCAGCCGUCCGGGGCUCUUUUGACCAGCGUGUGAAAGCCUGGCAGCGGUGGCAGGACAGCCAGAGCAUUCUGCAGAAAAAGCGGGAGAAUGAAGCCAGGCUGCUGUGGUCCAGCAAACCGGACAAGUUGCAACAGGCCAAGGAUGAGAUCGCUGAGUGGGAGGCCAGAGUGAACCACUACGGGAAAGACUUUGAGAGGAUUUCUGCGACUGUUCGCAAAGAGGUACUCAGGUUUGAGAGGGAAAAGGCCAGAGACUACAAAGCCCACAUUAUAAAAUACUUGGAGUCUCUCCUACAAUCACAGCAGCAGGUGGUGAAAUACUGGGAGGCAUUUCUACCGGAAGCAAAAUCAAUUGCAUGAUGGGAAGCGCAGAGCUGGAGUGAAAGAGGCUGCCUUUUUGUACAUGUCACCUCUUGCCUAUAAACCAAAUAAAAAGAACCAGGGUUUACCAAAAGAAAUGCAAUGUGAUAAGUUUCAUAAUCGACAACCAGCUCUUCAAUUUUUCUAAAAUAUUGAUUAUAUAUUUUUUCAUUCAACUUCCAUCUGUUUUUAAAUAGCUUUUUUUUGUUGGAGGUAGUCCAUAUGUGAACCAUACAUUUUUAUUUUAACCACCGUAUGUUAAAGUAGCAUUGUCUGUGAAGACUAUUUAUUAAUACUAUUCUACGUUUACAACACUUCACUGGAAGAAUCACGUGUCAGUAGCCUGUGUGGUUUAGCCUGUGCGGUUAGCCUGUGCAGUUUAGCCUGUGCGGUUAGCCUGUGCAGUUUAGCCUGUGCGGUUAGCCUAAUCUGGCAGAACCAGCAGCAGGACACUUGACUCCCUGGUUCAUUAGCUGUUGGUUAGGCUGGCCAGUCGCUGUGAGGAAUCAGAGGCGUAUAAGCAGUCUGUCUGAGCUUUGGCCUAUGAGAAAGUAGGUCAUUAAGACGACAGGAUUAGGUCAUUCCAGGAUUAGGUCAUUCCAGGAUUAGGUCAUUCCAGGAUUAGGUCAUUCCAGGAUUAGGUCAUUCCAGGAUUGCCUUUGGUUGCUCCUAAAAGUUAACGGUCUUUUGCGGUAGCAUGGUAUAGAGGUAGUGCAGCUAGAUCUUUUUAGAUGGUCUGCUGUGUCCCUGUAUAUGCAGCCAGCUGUACGCCCUAGCUCUGGUACAGUGGGUGAUGGUCGGUACCCUAGUGAAUAGACAGCAGAAGGGGAGGGCGGGCUCAGCGCUGGCAGCUGAAACUCAAACUCUCCAUGGAUUAGCAGGGAUUUGCUAGCUUCUUGUUCAGGGUCCAGGAAAUUCUGAAUUUUACAAGUAGGUUGCAAUGAAAUAAUCUGUGGUUCUAUUCUAAAUGAACAUGCAUUGGUAUAGCACUGACAUGCGCAAACUUGAACAAACACUAAAUGACUUAUGAUCGUUUAUGUCAUACCUAGUAGGGAUAAUGUUAUUUAUUUUACAAUGUGACUAAACCCCUGUAAUUCCUAUCACUACCUAAAAAUGACAAAACUGGAAACAAUUGACUACUCAUUUUAGGAUAUGGUGACCAGGACAUGACCUUUUAAAUUGUAAGUAAAAGGAACAUCCGGAUGUCUUUUGUAGCUGCUAAUCCAAUCCGUAGCAGCCUCUUCACCCUAUACUCUUAAGAUACUAGUUUGAGUGGGAGUUCAGCAUGACAAGUUGUAGUCAGUACUCACACCUGAGGCUGAGAUUACAGCUCAGUGUACUAUAACUUUUGAACAUUUCACUUUCAUAUUGCAGAAAAGGCAUCAGCUCAGUGAUUUUUUUUUUUAUUAUUGUAGUUAAGCAGUUUGCUUUUACCACUGGAAGAUACAGGAGGUUGUUUUUGUUUGCUGGUCUGGCAGAGAUCUUUGGAUGAAGUGUUUGCUGAUCUAUCAUUGGUCUUUGGAUGCCAUUCUCUUGUCUUUUCCUUCUGUUAUUCCAGCAAGGAGCCAUUUUUGGUGCAUUCCAACCUUUUAUUUUUGAAUGCAAUGCUUCGGUUUCACAUAGUUUUGUGGCUAUGUUGCGUAUGACCUAUAAGCAUCCCACAGUGAUGUUGUGAAAUGUUAAAUGUGACUUCAAAAUAUGAAACUAUUCCAAUUGCCACAGUUGAAAAAGUUUUUUUUUAAGGAAGGUGACGUCGCUCCUUUCAAAUCUAUAGCCUUUGGGUGGUAAGUGGAAGAGACAAAUGUUACCUUGUAGUUCUGAUCCUUAGUGUGCUGUGGCAUCUUCACGUCUCUUUAGGAUAGAGAGUUGAUGUAUUUCUCUUUCAUUUAACGAGAUCUCAAAAAUAAAGCUUUUCUCUCUUUGA
This is a messenger RNA of Brienomyrus brachyistius, 3526 nucleotides long. Its product is annotated as sorting nexin-1-like. The transcript is spliced from 15 exons. The record is from RefSeq and is a predicted model, not a curated record. Lineage: Eukaryota; Metazoa; Chordata; Actinopteri; Osteoglossiformes; Mormyridae. Gene Ontology annotation, biological process: intracellular protein transport; early endosome to Golgi transport. Bases 70 to 1602 code for a protein of 510 amino acids. Gene Ontology annotation, cellular component: endosome membrane; endosome. Gene Ontology annotation, molecular function: phosphatidylinositol binding.